GCGCACGCACUCCUCGUGGGGACAGAGAGAAAGAGAGAUAGAGGGGGAGAGAGAGAGACGUGUGAUUUCUCUUUGUACUGAAUAAAGAGUUGAGGCCGGCUCUGCUUCUUCUGCCGUCUCUUUUUAUAUAAGCAGAGUUUGCAUGCUGUAAAUAGCCCAGUAAGCCGGUUAGCCUUUACGUUUCUCCGUGGCCGUCGGUCCCCUUUGUGUGGUGGAAGCGAGCAGCCGCUGCGAAUGUCCCUUUGAGCGAUUUUUGACAACAAAAGCAUCAGGUCCAUCGUCCGUCCUUCUUCUUCUUCGGGGGAUUUUUUUUCCAAGUCACAAAUUCACCAGCCGGGAUUUUUCGUUGCGGAAAAGCGACGAGCCGCACGUCCACAGACCGUUUUCUGCCUUCUUUCUGUCGCUCACUUCACACUUCUGUAGCUCCGGGGGCAUUUUUUCUCUUUCCCAUACCAAGCGACAAUGGCAGCUGUAACAAGCCCGGAGACGAGCCCUCAACCCCGGGUAUAUUUCCAGACGCCGGCCGGUACCACGGAGGAGCCGGAGACACCAGUUCGGAAGCAGGGACGCGUUACCGUCAAAUACGACCGCAAAGAGCUGAGGAAGAGACUGAACCUGGAGGAGUGGAUUAUCGACCAGCUAACGGACCUCUACGACUGUGAGGUAAAGACCCCAAACAAUAACCGGCCUCCAAACCGAUCGAAGGUAUUGAUCAGGCGGCUCUGUUAAGUAAUAGGGCUCCGCGGUGUAGCG
Messenger RNA from Neolamprologus brichardi, 753 nucleotides. The record is from RefSeq and is a predicted model, not a curated record. Lineage: Eukaryota; Metazoa; Chordata; Actinopteri; Cichliformes; Cichlidae.